Molecule: messenger RNA, 2400 nt
Organism: Alternaria triticimaculans
Lineage: Eukaryota; Fungi; Ascomycota; Dothideomycetes; Pleosporales; Pleosporaceae
Exons: 2
Coding region: 1-2400 (799 amino acids)
Source: RefSeq, a predicted model, not a curated record
AUGAGCAAUGAUCCAAAGACGUCUGAUGCGGGGCGCGAAACGCCUCUUCCACAAUACGAAAAGACCCAAUCGGUGCCGUUCACUCUCAAUCUCCAAGAAGAUGCACGCAAUCCUGGCCAAUUCCAGCUCGUCUUCAACCUGGGCCCGAAACAACAAUCGUCUAUCGGUGUGCCUCUGAGCUGUGCACCUAAUGCUGCCGCGUCUACGACUCUACGAGAUGGCUUGAAGUCUAGUGUCGAUAGCUCAGUUCCUCAAAAGACGAGUCCGCCAAGCACUCCUCUCCACGAUAGGCAAGGCUGGGCCGACCUGGACAAUGUGCCUCCUGACUUUCUCAAAAAGGUAGUGCCGGACUGGAAUGUGUCUUUCUCGCGGAGCGACUCAACGGCUUCCACCCAAUCCAAACGACUUACCGACAUCAAGGCCAGGAUCAAGAAGAAAGGAAAGGGUUACGUGGUGCGCUUGUUGAAAGGCUCAACCGAUUCGAACGAGAUUGCCGAAGUUGAUUUGGGUCAAGCGGUUGGCUCAGAACGGGUCUUUGCGACUCCAGAGCUUGACUCGGCGGCUCUGCCUGCGGAGCUGUACUCUCCCCCUUCAGCUGUUGCAUCAAAUACCGACAGUCUUUUGGGUCGCGACGAUAUCUUCGAGAUCGGUACUUCCAACACAUCAGGCAUCCAACGAUCACCGCCGUUCACGAUUCCACCAAGGAGUCAUCUGUCGCGCAACAGUCUAGCCCGGACUUCGAUUGCAGAGGAUGGCUUCAGUGAUGCUGAGACUCUGAUACCAGACAUCCGCUCGAUAUACGACCGUAUGGAUGAAGAUCAGACUGAUGCAGAACCGUCGUCUCAGACCCCAUCAAUGUUUCCUACCCGGUCAGCCUCAGUGUCCAGUAUCGUGAAGACGCCAACCCGCGGUUUGUCACUCGUUGGGCCUGUACGAAAGGGUGUCGAGAAGAAGAAGACGCGUGCCCGUGUGAAAAGCCGAGCGGCGAACCUAGACCUCAAACGAUCGGAUGCUCGCAAAUCCGUCAAGCGUCGCGUGGGACAGACAACCUUUGUAUCCGAUAGUCAAGUUGUAGAGGAUUUGGUGAACUCGACUACUUUGCGGGAACGCAUCCGUCCGGUGUCUCGACAGUCAAGUGGAGUUGAUAUAGCGGCUGAUGAGUAUGCCACCUGGUCGCAACCAGUGCGACAUACGAGUGCGGCCAAGCCGCGGCAUCUCCGCCAUGCAUCAGCAGACGACCUGCAUGUCCCUUCUCGGCCCAAACAUGGUUUACGGUUGAACACCGACGUGCCUCAGACCAAAUCAGCUCAUGUGUCGCCAGCGACGCGCCGCAAGAGAUCACCUAGAAUACGGAAGCACGCAUCAUCCUCUUCUUCGUCAAUAGAUACUGAGGACGCUAAUGCACUGCUAUCAACCCAGUCAGCAGGAGCGAGUCGCGCAGAUGAACUCCGCGAAGCACUGAGAAGAGCUUUAGAUCAAAUCGAGUCGAGAAACGACAAUCUUGACGAGGAAUUCGAAAGGCCUGCAGUGCCCACCAUCGUUGAGCCACCAAUUGACGAUCAUGUCGGCGAGAUACCGCUACCUCCGGAAGCGGAAAUACGGACGGCAUCUUCUGGGGGUCAAAACACAACAUUGAGAUACUGGGGUCUUGCAUUGAGCAGCGAUCCUUCCAAGUAUAGCCCGUCCCGUAUCGUCGCCAGCAACCCCUUCAGUGUCCGUAUGCCGUCCUUUGUCCAAGAAUCCUGGCUCCUGACCUGUGCGAACGAAGGCCGCCUAACACCCAAGAUCGUCCAUCUCGACGUCAACGAAGGGCGCGUAAGAAGCGACAAGGACCUAGCGCUCGCACUCCGAGAGCACUACGACCAGCUCAACCGACGGUGGUUCAAUUGGGCUCGUCUUCGCGGGCUGACGACCAUCGAGUUUGUUCAAUUCGAAGUCCAUCGCAAUCGCUUCGCCGAUAUACGUGCGACGCCGUCUAUGCCGCCCAAGUCCGCUGCGUCUUCAGCUUCGACCAGCGAGCCAGAGAAGUCUGCAGCGCCGUCUCAGCAUCCGUAUACCUUCGAGCCCAACGACCUCCUGCCGCCUGUUGGCAGCACGUAUCUCCUCCAUUUGUUCAAGCACCCGCAGGACUAUGAGGGCGAGCUGAUCACGUAUCUUCGCAGUCCGAAACGACGACAGCGGUUGGAGUUCGGUAUGGGGUGGGGCGUUCAUCUCGUGGAGGGGUUUCUUGCGCAGCGCGUGUGGGCAGUGAUGAUGGGCGUUUGCGGCUUGGGAAGUACGGUCUUCGCGAUUCUGUGGACGGUUAGGAAGGGCGACGUACAGGGUGCCUUUGGGGUUGCGCAGUGGGUGUUGGGUAUUGCUGUUUUGCUGGUUGGCGGCCUGCAGGCUUGGUUGGAGUAG